UGUUAGCUAAUCAUUCAAUUUUAGCAAGUCUAGGUUAUGUUCUCUGUAUCAUGGAAAGGUUAUGACUGAAACGGCUGUUGUUGUAGAUAAUAUCCUAGCCCAGGAGAAAAGAGAAAAAGGAACUACCGUGGCUCCCUCUUCAGAAGCAACUCUUUUAGGCUUUGGCCAGAACACUUCAGCUGAAUUGCUUUUGUCGUCCAGUAAAAGGAGGUGUAUGCACCCUAAAAUUCAAUCCAAUGGAGAUCUUGUUCUUAACGAGGGGAAUCAGCCAGGGUCUAAUCUGAGCUUUAAUGUCAAUAACUUUGUAUCAGAGGUGAAGAUAACUGUCAGUGAUUAUAUUUCCCAGCAGUAUUUGGUCAGGGGAUCACCAAACUACAAAGUUUUAAAGGAUAAGAUCAGAGAAUACUGUUUGUCAAUGAAACCAACAGGAAUGAAAGAUGAUGCCAGUUGCAGAGUUCUUUACCUCGUAUACAAAUCCCUGCCCGAAUUAAAGAGAACGGACGAAGCUGACUCGAUAAUCCGGAAGAUGAUUGGAAAGCACAUCAGAAACGCCAAAUACCGGGCCAAAUGCAAGCUCAGAGAAUGUAAAAUGACAGAAGCAGAAAAAGGAUCCACGAUUGCCCACAAAAACGACUCCCAGGAAAAAGCGAAUUACCUUCCAGAAGGAUUGCUGAACCCCAACUUACUGGUUAUGCUGCACUCAGAAGCAUACAAGUUGAAAGACCCAUUUAGAAACGAGAUAUUACAGACAUCUGUCCGGGACAGCCAGAACAUACGGUCUAACUUAGCAAACGCAAUUAAAUCCCCAACCCUGUCACCCGGCGAUGAUUACUCUAGAAAGGUGUCCUACGGGGGACACUGCUCUUUAGCUCAUCUCAACAAUAAUGAUGUCAACAACAAUAACAACAUCAACGAACAAUCCGCUUUCAGCAACAUUCUAACUCCUCAGAUAACUGCGUCCAGCUCACUUCAUGUAUCGGAUGCUAUGGUGACCACUGGUUGGGUUACUAAUAGUAAUGGAUUUGGCAACACUGAAAAACCUCCUGUUUACACGGUAGCCAACCGCUCUCCUGGAAUAAACCAUGUGGUUGAAAUAAAACAGGAACCAACGCCCUCUCAAAAUGGAGACAACUUGUUUAGGACAAAUGGCCCUAGAGCAAUGAGUCCUGAUUGUCCACCUGCAAACCCCGAAACUACAAAACCUAGUCUCAUGAUCAAUGCGACUCGGCGCGCGGAACAGAGCCCCAAACAAGCCCUUCCGCCACCACCACCCAGUUUGAAUACACUACCCGAACUUAACGAAGUCUGUGAGCAUCGACUCAAAUUCAUCACAGGGUUGACUUAUGCCUGUUUCAUCUGCAAUGAUUACUUUGAGAGAGUACCUGCGGUAAGGCUGCCUUGCACACAUUGUAAGAAAGUGUUUUCUCAUCGACAUUUACUUUUACAGCACAAUAAUGAGGCGCAUGCUUUUGAGAACGCCACCGGAUGAUAUGAACUUAACUUUUAACUGUUGUAAAAAUUGUCUUUAACAUCAGAACAGUUUGAAUAUUAAAGAUAAAUUUUAUGGAAAUAAUAUUCUGUAGCAGUCUUAUUUAGAGAUCUAGUCAUUAUGAUUUACCGAGGGUUGGUUUUCUACAAGCUAUAUUAGUUUUAUGUUGUGAAAGCUGUCGGAUACUCGGAAGCUGUUAAUUGAAUAAAUAAAUGUAGAUAAUAUGGUAGUGACAGUAUAGAAACAUUUUCGACCAGUCUUCUGCAGAUCUGUUCCGCUGGCCUUAGUCGUAGAAAAUCAAAUAGUAAUGUGGAAGCGGCUUACAGAUCUGUCGUUUGUUAUAUACAAUAUACAUAUUGUGCAGCCCCAAUAUUGUAUGUACCUUUACUUUUUCAAGUUGGAGAGACGCUUUUGUUUUCUCAAUGUGCACCUCUAGGGUAUGAUGGGAUGAUGUAUUAUUAUGAUUUAUAAUCAAGUUUAUGUUGGGUCAAUUUGUGAAUCUUGAGUUCCAUUUCAAAUCCAAAUAUUAUUCAAUGUUUAAGUGUAUUUUACAUUUAUGGAUACGUAUCCUGCAGAAAGAGGAGUUGUUUAUGUUACUUAUU
Molecule: messenger RNA, 2091 nt
Organism: Bolinopsis microptera
Lineage: Eukaryota; Metazoa; Ctenophora; Tentaculata; Lobata; Bolinopsidae
Exons: 5
Coding region: 62-1489 (475 amino acids)
Source: RefSeq, a predicted model, not a curated record